Messenger RNA from Xyrauchen texanus (razorback sucker), 2660 nucleotides. Its product is annotated as protein kinase C and casein kinase substrate in neurons protein 3-like. The coding region runs from base 257 to 1432 and encodes 391 amino acids. The record is from RefSeq and is a predicted model, not a curated record. Gene Ontology annotation, biological process: regulation of endocytosis; plasma membrane tubulation; cytoskeleton organization. Gene Ontology annotation, molecular function: phospholipid binding; protein binding. The transcript has 11 exons. NCBI's taxonomy places the organism in Eukaryota, Metazoa, Chordata, Actinopteri, Cypriniformes, Catostomidae. Gene Ontology annotation, cellular component: endosome; cytoplasm; plasma membrane.
UGGUCGUCCACAGCUGCUUUGGAAAGAGGGAGAUCUGGAGAGAGGGAGGAGAGAGAAAUAAAUUGACAGGAAGCCACCUCAUUAAACACUGACAGUGGGUCAAAGACAAAGAAGAGGAGAAAGAGUGUGUCCAGAAGAACACGGCAAAACCAUAUGGUGGUCUUAAAAGUGGAAGAGCAAGCAGAAAGAGGGUGAUCUGUUACUGUUAAAAAGGAAAGCGUAAACUAAAAAGAAACUUUCUGAAAAGUAAGAGAUCAUGUCGACACUGCCAGCAGAGACAGGCCCUGAGGAUGCCAAUAACAAGAGUUUCUGGAUGCCAGGGAACUACCACCAGACAGUGAAGCGGACCGAGGAUGCCUUCCAGGCAUGUAAUGACAUAGUGGCAUGUUUCCAGGAGAGGGCCAGGGUUGAGAGGCAGUAUGCUCAGCAACUUAGUGAGUGGAGUAACAAGUGGAAACCUUUAGUGGAUGCCAGUCCUCUAUAUGGCUCUCUAUUGCGAGCGUGGCAGUGUUUCCUCUCUUCUGCUGACCGCCUCUCCUCACUGCACUCCUCCAUCUGCCGUGCUUUGGUGUCGGAGGAUGGAGACCGCAUUCGUACAUGGCAGAAGGAGACUUUCCAUAAGAAGAUAUUUGGAGGUUUCAAAGAGUCUCAAGAUUUUGAAACAGGUUUCUCACGUGCUCAGAAGCCCUGGGCCAAGAGAUUGAAGAAGCUAGAGAAGGCAAGGGCAUCAUUUCACAAAGCUUGCCGUAAGGAACACAUAGCUCGUGAGCGGGAGGCCCACACCCAAGGAAACCCUGACAUUGCCAUUGAGAAACAGAGAAAGAUCCAAGAGGAGACUGAGCUGGCUCAUCUGGAGACUGAGAAAGUGCGAGCCCGCUAUGAGAAGGUUCUGGAGGAAGUUACACAUUAUGCUCCUCGCUACAUGGAGGAAAUGGAGUCUAUCUUUGACCAAUCACAAGAGGAGGAAAGGAAGAGGAUUAGCUUCCUCAAACAGGCUUUCCUGUCGAUCCACAGACACUUGGAUGUAACUAACAAUGAUAGUGUGAAAGCGGUGUAUAAUGAGCUCCACAACACUCUGAUGUCCAUCAGUGACCAGGAAGAUUUGCGCUGGUGGAAGAACACACAUGGGCCAGGCAUGCCCACUGACUGGCCUCAGUUCCAAGAGUGGACUCCAGACAAGAAACAUAAAAAGGGAAAGAACGAGGUUGAGCAGAAAGCAACAGUGAUGGAGAGAAGUGUAAUGAUUGGAGGGGUGAGAGUCAGAGCUCUCUAUGACUAUGUUGGGCAGGAGACAGACGAACUGUCCUUUAAAGCAGGUGAAGUGUUUCUGAAGGUCGAGGAUGAGGAUGAUCAGGGUUGGUGCAGAGGCAUGAUGGAUGGAGGGAAAGAGGGUCUUUACCCAGCUAACUACGUGGAGGUGAAGUGUUUCUGAAGGUCAAGGAUGAGGAUGAUCAGGGUUGGUGCAGAGGCAUGAUGGAUGGAGGGAAAGAGGGUCUUUACCCAGCUAACUACGUGGAGGUUGUGUAAAACCACAUAUUUCUUGCAGUUCUGAUGUUAAUGCUCAUUAAGGGGAUAUUCAUCUGAGCAUCUACCUGUAAAUGUGUGUAAAUAGUGUGGUUUUUUGGAGUUUUUGUACUCAUUGUUUUGUGACUAAUUUCACUAAUUUGAAUGAUUGAUCUAUGACUGAAGCACUUUGGCUGCUGCCUAUUGAGUAUCACUUACUGUAAAUAAGGAACUGGGGUAUGUAUAUUCUCAUGCCCUGACAAAGGCUAUAUACAUUGGCUUUUUUAAUGUUUUUUUUUUUUUUUUAUGAAAAAACACUGCAUUGGAGAUUGAGUGCCUUGCUCAUUUGCUGUCAAUUGGAGAUGGCAGUAUGUUAGUCUCUGUCACAAUUUUUUUGAUAACAUCUUUUUUUUUUCCCCCUUACAAUGAAACUUCUAUUCAGCCUAACUCCUUUUGUGUUCCACAUAAGAGUCACACAGUGUUUUUAACAACAUGAAAGUGAGUAAGUGAUGACAUCAUUUUCAUUUUUGGGUGAGCUAUCCCUUUAAUGAAGACAAUCAAAACAUGUAGAGAUUUUCAUUCGUUUAUUCAACGAAUAGGUACGGAAAUCAUCUAAUAUUUAAAGAGAAUAUAAAAGAGAAUGGCCUUGAUGCAUGAACCUACACAGUGCCAAAUAUUUCACUUUGAGUAUUUUAAGGACAAUGUCUCAUGCCAAAGAUUUUAGUCCUUAUUUACAUGAUAUCAAUUACAUAUUUCUAAUGAUAAGUUAGGGUAUGAGUGUUACAUUAUAUCUGAUGCCUGAGGGCCAGAUGGUUACUGUUGUCAUCUAAAGCUGCACAUUUCAUGCAAAAUGUGUUAAUAUGAUCAUAUGCUUAAUGUAAUCUGCUUUGGAACUGUCAUUAAGUGUCAUCUGUCUCACAUUUACCUGUAGUUGUAGUUACUCUAAGGCAGUAUUAAUCACCACCACUUUAAGGUUAUCAGACCCCAUUGAGGUCUCUUGUGUAUUUCUGUUGUGUAUAAGAUGUUAUACUAACCAAAGAAACGGUGUGUAUGCAAAUUAGAGUAUUAUUUGUUUGUACCACAGUAAGAGUAAAUAACAUUUGGAUCCCUGAAGUAUCUUAUGCACCAUAAUUAAUCUAUUGCAAGCAGUAUUAAAA